AUGGCCAGAAGCAGAUCUGAUGGCAGCAUUGAAGCUCGUCCAUCGUCCGAAGCUCAUUUCGGAUACGGGCACGUCCAGGCUAGCUCCGACGAACCGAAACUGGGGGCACAUCUGGGACACGAUUCGGAAACCCUUGCCGCCUCCGGCAAGCAAACAAACAUUCAAGCGACUGGGCGCGCCGGCUGUCGAGGCGAUCGCCAAGCCUUGUCCCGCACUCGACCUCCAAUUCGCAGGUCGGGCGGGGUGAUUUUACCAGGCGCUUGUCCCGAUUGCGAAAUUAGUACCACGCAGGAACGUCGGCCUCCGAGAACCAACUCACCUGGGCCCUGGGAACCCGGUUCAACUGUGGUUUGCAUGACCCAAGCUGGCGCCUGGUUGGUGGGUUUUGUUUAUAAACUGUCCAGCAAAGUUUCGGAACAUUAG
Pyricularia pennisetigena is the source of this 423-nucleotide messenger RNA. RefSeq lists its product as uncharacterized. The record is from RefSeq and is a predicted model, not a curated record. The transcript has a single exon. The coding region runs from base 1 to 423 and encodes 140 amino acids. NCBI's taxonomy places the organism in Eukaryota, Fungi, Ascomycota, Sordariomycetes, Magnaporthales, Pyriculariaceae.